Messenger RNA from Thalassophryne amazonica, 2690 nucleotides. RefSeq names its product FA complementation group C (gene fancc). NCBI's taxonomy places the organism in Eukaryota, Metazoa, Chordata, Actinopteri, Batrachoidiformes, Batrachoididae. Gene Ontology annotation, biological process: interstrand cross-link repair; nucleotide-excision repair; cellular response to oxidative stress. The coding region runs from base 179 to 1918 and encodes 579 amino acids. The record is from RefSeq and is a predicted model, not a curated record. The transcript has 15 exons. Gene Ontology annotation, cellular component: Fanconi anaemia nuclear complex.
GGGAAGUUCAUUUUAUUUUCAGCGUAGGGGGAAAAGUUGCUGGAAAUUAAAUGAAAAUGAGUGAAUAAAGUUCAGCCCUCCGAUGAACGUAUUCGUUUUUGAUGGAUGGACGUCUCAUAUACAGUCUUUUCACCCAUAACAUCACCUGGACCUGGUUCCUUCCAAUCCAACCAGCCUAAUGUCUCAGCCCCAGUUGCUGAUCCUGCCUGAUAAUAAUGCAGAGCUCCCACUGGAUGUCCAGGAGUUGCAGUUCUGGUUGGAGAAAGUGGUGGCUUGGGGCCAGGCUGACAGCCCAGACACUCAGAAAGACACCUGUCAGCACGUGAGCCGACUGAGGGAGUUCCUCCAGCAACUCCUCACACACAUCGGCAACAUGAGCUCCACAACAGAGGCCAUGAGGAGGAUGCCUUUUCUCGGCCAGUUUUUGGGUCGCCUUUGUUGGAAUCAUUAUGUCACAUGUGAUGCUACAAGCAGAAGUUUGUUGUUGCAGUGUUUGUGGGGACUGUACUCUGAGCGACCAAGCAAUGCUGUAGAGCGAAAAUGCAACCACUGGAUUCGGAAAGUGUUGUGUCAACUUGCUACAGAAGAAGACAAUGCUACAGGACAGGGAAUAGUAAAAUAUCUGGGUGUCCCACUGAAGGUGUACCAUCUACAAGUCCUGAAAAAAAUGGUGUCGCUACUCCUGGAAAAUGUCAACAAAAGCUGUAGUUCUUUUUGCAAUCCAAAUAAGAGGUGUUUUUGUGAAAGUGUUUUGGCUACAUCAGAGAGAUGCAUCCCCCUGGUUACUUGUUUGGAGGCUGCCCCUCUCAUUAGUGCAUUGCUGCAGCAGCCAUUGACCUGCGUCAAAGCAACUCUUAGCAGUACCUUUCUGGAUGCUGUAAGCUGUGCCUACUCCAGGCAGUGCUUGUUACUGGACGAGCAGGCAGUAAUUGCUUUGUGGCGUCAAAGCUUGUCCAGCCUAGAAUCUGCAGUUCUCACUCUGUUGGAGUCUGUCCUUGCAAAUGUAGAAUCAACACCACAAAAGAUAGAGCAGCAAAUCGCACAGUCACUGCUGCCCAAAGCCUGUGCUCAGCACUGCUCCAUCUUCUUGGUUGUAAAUGACAUCUUUAGGUCUGUCCUUAAGCAGACAGAAAGGAGUCAUCUUGUUAGAUUUGCUAUCCAAAGUUUCACCAGCUGUUUCCUCAGGGAGCUGGCAUUGCUGCAACCUCAGAAGUGUACAUCUCUGAAGGUCUUCUUUCCACAGUCACCUCAGCAUCUACUGAUUCCUCUGUUGACCCAAACCUCAGAGAUGCUUCCAGCGGCUUGGAGACAUCACCUGAAGUGGCUCAGCAGCUCGUUGCAGAGACUGACAGAACAUGAAGAGGAGAUGGAAGAAAAGAGAAGCAGCAGUGGGCAGUGCACGGUGUUUGAGGCCUGGUUUCUGCUGGUGCAGUGUGCACACUGGGUACAUCUGGCUGCACAGCUGUUGGUGACAUCUGACACUGAGGACUGUGGCCCUCUGCUGUGGCUGCUGACCUUCUACUAUCACCCAACCAACAGUGGGCACCAGAGGGCACAACAACUGGUACGUGCCAGUGAAGUGUGGCACCGCUUCUACUCUCUGGUCGUGGCCUCAGCUCAUCCUUUUCCUGUCGACCGCCUGCAGGUGCUCACGGCUCUGCCAUCACCACAGCAGCCCUCACUGGAUCCACCACUGAAUCUCAUCCUCCUCAUCAACUUCGCUGUUUUCUCUCACCUGCCGCUGAGCGGGCUGACAGAGAUUUUACACACGGUGGUGCAUCGGUGUGGUGCGGUUGGUGCUGCAGCAUUUGUUCUCGGCUCACUGGAUCUCAGACUAAACAGAGGAAGUGACACGAACGCUGCUCGACUCCAGAUCAAGGCUCUACAAAACACGCUAACUCACACAGACGCGGAAUGAGGCCUGCUGAGAACCACGCGUACGUGCACUCCAACGCAUGUCCGUGAGUGAACGCAAACACUCAGCAGUGAGUUGAUUCUUUGUUUGGGGAUUUGCAGUGCAACGACAUGAGCGUGUUAAAUCAGCACUGUGACGAAAGAUUGAGGAGAGGCGACAAUUAUACAUAAACACAAGGACACUUCAGCAGUGAUGGAUCACACUGUAGAGACGCAUCAUUUCUUGCAAUGUCUUCCCACUCAUGAUUGUCUCACAAUAUAAAUUCUUCACGGUACACUUCCUCUCUGAGAGACGUGUAGCUUUGCAUGAAAGAAAAACCAAAAUACUGCUUCAGUCUGUAAUUGCUGUUUGUGCUAAAACACUGAAUGGUUUAGUAUAUUUUCAAUAUUGAAAUGUGUUGUCACUGUUCUGUAUGAUUAUUUAUAAAAGUUAAGAGUUAAGAGUUAAGAGUCUGUUUCAGUGUGUUUUAAUAUCUCCCAGUUUAAAAUUACCACUUCAGUUUAAACUUAGCUCGCUCCUUCUUCUUCAUGACUUUGCUAAGGCGCAAAACUUCACAUUUUGCAAUGUUUAAAAGACCUUUAAAUUGGUUCAGCCCAAUUUUAUUGAUCCGCCGCCACUCUGAGUUUCUAUAAAUAAAUUCACUAGUUUAAAACAAAUGAUCACAAUCUUAAAAUCAUACUUACAUACAAUCCAGAUUCAGUAUUUUCAGAGAACAUUGUAUAAAUGGGUUCUGGUAAUGUGACAUCACACUCUAUUUAGUUGAUUUAAAGAUUUU